AAUGCACAGAAAAUCGUGUCUAAGAUUUGAAUGCAUUUAAAAUUCGUAACGCUUUAUACGAAUGGCUCUGAAGUGUGAAAUUAAUCGCCAAUUAAUUGCGAAAAUCGUUUCAAUUUAGUUAUCGACCGAUUUGUGGAUCAAUUGCGGACACCAUCUGAAUGGCGGACAAGAAGUUGGAGGACACGAUCAGCAUCGGUGACGCGGAUAACUAUGAGCUGAUCCGACGGUUAGGCAGCGGUCGAUACGGAGAGGUGUUUGAGGCCAAACACGUGGCCAACAACAAGAGGUAUGCCAUCAAAGUCUUAAAGCCGGUCCGACCCGAGAAAGUGCUCCGAGAGGUGGAUGUGUUGAGACGUCUUCAGAGCGGACCCAAUAUAAUCACAUUGAAGGACGUGAUCGUCAACGACGGCACUCCAGCGCUGGUCUUCCCCUUUGUGUCCAACGAGACCCUCAAGACUGUGGCCAUGGAUUUGACCGAACAGGAGAUCCCGUUAUAUCUGUACAAACUGUUGCGCGCCAUCGACUUCUGCCACAAGAAUGAAGUGAUCCAUCGCGACAUCAAACCAUCAAAUGUGAUGAUCGAUAGGACUAUGAAGACGUUGCGACUCAUCGACUGGGGUUUGGCCGACACUUACACCGACGGCCGUAUAUAUCCGGUGACAGUGGCCUCGAGAUUCUAUAAACCGCCGGAACUGCUGUUGGGUUUCAGUAAAUACGACUAUUCAUUGGACAUGUGGUCGUUUGGAUGCGUUGCCGCCGGACUCUUAUUCAAAAGGGAGCCAUUCUUUAACGGUUUGGAUAAUUCGGAUCAAUUGAAGAAAAUUGUGUGCGUUUUGGGAACCGAUUGUCUUAAAGAAUACGUUCAAAAAUAUCGUGAAUCGGGUAAGUGUUCGUGGUAUGGGCCGGGAUUUGAUGGCAAAAGGACUGCUUGCGGACAGAUCUUCCAUCAAUACGAGAUGACCGCCGCUCACAAGACCCUCAAAUGCGGUACAAAAGUUAGGGUGAAUGCGAACGGCAGGAGUGUAGUGGUGACAGUGAACGACCGUGGGCCUUUUGUCGCCGGACGCAUACUCGACCUGAGCAAAGGGGCCGCAGAAAAGCUCGGUAUUAUCAGCGCUGGUGUGGCCGCCUGUACUGUGACACCCAUUUAA
Messenger RNA from Medioppia subpectinata, 1151 nucleotides. The record is from the annotation of a GenBank genome assembly. NCBI's taxonomy places the organism in Eukaryota, Metazoa, Arthropoda, Arachnida, Sarcoptiformes, Oppiidae.